UUUAUUCCAGUUGUUAAGAACCUCUGGUUUAUCAUAGUGGUGCAGUUGAAACUUUUAUUGCACCAAGUAGUACUCCUUACUUCAAGUCCUCAGCUUUCCGACCAAUCCACCGACAACUUGCAUCCUUGACAACUCAUCCCUGAUCAAACCAAACUUUAUAAUCUCUGCAACUUUCUCUAACCAUCUCUCUCUCUCUCUCUCUCUUCUCUGGAAUAAUAUGGUACAAUCAAAGAAGUUUAGAGGAGUCAGGCAACGCCAGUGGGGCUCCUGGGUGUCAGAAAUUCGCCAUCCAUUGCUGAAGAGAAGGGUGUGGCUAGGCACAUUCGAGACAGCAGAGGCUGCGGCGCGGGCAUACGACCAGGCAUCCAUACUGAUGAACGGCCAGAACGCGAAGACCAACUUUCCCACGUCGAAGGAAGACACAUUAAAGCCACGUGAUCAUGAUCAAUCCCCGUUGUCUCCCAAGGCUCUGUCGGAGCUUCUUAGCACCAAGCUUCGAAAGUGUUGCAAAGACCAAUACCCGUCGCUCACUUGCUUAAGGCUCGACGCCGACAACUCCCACAUCGGAGUUUGGCAAAAGCGUGCCGGAGCGCAGUCGGGGUCCAAUUGGGUGAUGAAAAUUGAGCUUGGGAAGAAGCAGAGUGUACAGACUUUGGAGGAUGUCGGUUUGUCAUGUCCAAGGGUUGAGAUUCAUGAGGCUGGAAGUGGGAUGGAUGAAGAGGACAGCAUUGCAAUGCAGAUGAUUGAAGAAUUGCUUAACUGGAACUAUCCUACUCCUACAAGUAAUCUUCAUGAAGCAAAUGGGAACGCUCCUUCUCUCUUACUCUGAGUCCUUGAAAUUGGGUUAAGUAUCUCCUCAAAUUCCAAAAUAUUGUAGGUUCUAAAAUUACACAAUUCAGCUCGAAAAAUGCCACUUAUUUUCAUCAUCUUUUUACUCUUUACGUUUUAAAAAAGUUCUGAGUCAAAACCUUCUUCUUCUUCUUUUUUCUUUUUUUUUUUUUUUAUGAAGAAAAAAUGUUUUUGUAAAAGAAAAGAAGAAGCUUUUUAAAAAGAAAAUUCUUUUUACUUGCUUCAAUAACAUGCCAUAUUUUCAGUAAACGACAUUUUUCAAGCUGUUCGAAGAAAUAAAAUUCCGUAAUUUUAGAAUCUAAAAUUUUCUUAGAAUUUAAGGAGAUCGAUGGUGAUCCUUGAAAUAGAAAUCGCUCUUGUAAUACUUUUUCUGCAGUUUCCAGUCACAAAAUGCCUCCUCAGCUGGACUUAAUUCAGCCGAAUUAUGUGUUGAUGAGGCCACAAAGCAUUAAUUAGGUACGUACGUAGUACUAAUGGUGGUUAAUUAUGAGCAACAGACUGCUGUCACGUGGUGAACAGUAUUCAUAAUUGCAGCUGUUAUUGGAGGAGUAAUUGUAGAGGAGGCAUAUCUCAUCUUUUUUUGCUUUUCUUUUCUUUCCCAAACUGUUAGCUUUAGUUUCUUAGUGAAAGAAAGAUGUAUGAUGUAUCUAUAUUGUACCUACUUUUGUUGAUAUAAAAAUGUGUAUUUUCGUUUUGUCAAAAAGAGAAGAAAAAC
Alnus glutinosa is the source of this 1564-nucleotide messenger RNA. RefSeq names its product ethylene-responsive transcription factor SHINE 2-like. The transcript has 2 exons. The record is from RefSeq and is a predicted model, not a curated record. Gene Ontology annotation, molecular function: DNA-binding transcription factor activity; DNA binding. Lineage: Eukaryota; Viridiplantae; Streptophyta; Magnoliopsida; Fagales; Betulaceae. Gene Ontology annotation, biological process: regulation of DNA-templated transcription. Bases 218 to 829 code for a protein of 203 amino acids.